Messenger RNA from Equus caballus (horse), 1929 nucleotides. It is a transcript of the gene OGFOD2, whose product is annotated as 2-oxoglutarate and iron dependent oxygenase domain containing 2. NCBI's taxonomy places the organism in Eukaryota, Metazoa, Chordata, Mammalia, Perissodactyla, Equidae. Gene Ontology annotation, molecular function: L-ascorbic acid binding; oxidoreductase activity, acting on paired donors, with incorporation or reduction of molecular oxygen; iron ion binding. The record is from RefSeq and is a predicted model, not a curated record.
GUCUUCGUUCUUUUCUGCGCUUGGGAAUUUAGAACGGUCCCUGGGCCUCUGGUUCCACACCCUCCCGGCUGGGGGCGUGCCCGGAAGUGCUCGUACGGAAGCCGGCGGGGCCGCGCGCCGCUCUUCACCAUGGCGACGGCGGGCGCCCCGCGGCGCUUCUGCCGCUGCGCCUGCUUCUGCUCCGAGAACUUGUACGUGGCGCGCUACGGGCUGCACGUGCGCUUCCGGGACGAGCAGCAGCUGCGCCAGGACUACGGCCCGAUCCUGCGCAGCCGAGGCUGUAUCAGCCCCAAGGACUUCCAGCAGCUGUUAGGAGAGCUUGAACAGGAGGUGGAGAGGCGGCGGCUGCUGGGGCCGGAGUCAGCUGCCAGGAAAGCCCUCAUCGCAAGCUCCUACCACCCGGCGCGACCCGAGCUCUACAAGUCACUGCAGGAUGCGGCUCUGGCUCCCGAGUUUCUGGCUGCGACUGAGUACAGCACGUCACCGGGCGCGGGCCUCGAGGGCCUCCUCCAGCGUCUGGAGACAGUGUCGGAGGAGAAGCGCAUCUACCGGCUGCCGGUGUUCACAGCACCGUUCUGCCAGGCCCUGCUGGAGGAGCUGGAGCACUUCGAGCAGUCGGACAUGCCCAAGGGAAGACCCAACACCAUGAACAACUAUGGGGUGCUGCUGCACGAGCUAGGCCUGGAUGAGCCGCUGGUGACGCCACUGCGGGAGCGCUUCCUGCAGCCGCUAACGGCCCUGCUGUACCCAGACUGUGGUGGAGGCUGGCUUGACAGCCACCGCGCCUUUGUGGUGAAAUACGCACUGGGCCAGGACCGUGAGCUGGGCUGCCACUACGAUAACGCUGAGCUCACCCUCAAUGUGGCCCUGGGCAAGACCUUCACGGGGGGCGCCCUGUACUUCGGGGGCCUCUUCCAGGCGCCUUCAGCCCUGGCCGAGCCCCUGGAGGUGGAGCACAUGGUGGGCCAGGGCGUUCUGCACCGGGGCAGCCAGCUGCACGGGGCCCGGCCCCUGGGCACUGGAGAGCGCUGGAACCUCGUUGUCUGGCUCCGGGCCUCUGCUGUGCGAAACCGCCUCUGCCCCAUGUGCUGCCGCAAGCCUGACCUGGUGGACGACGAGGGCUUCGGCGACGGCUUCACCCGAGAGGAGCCCACCACAGUGGAUGUGUGUGCACUGACUUGAGCCUGGUAGGGCCCAGUCGGGGGAGGGGGGGUGGCACCGUGCAGAGGGCUCUGCCACCUUGGGCUGGGCAAGGCAGAAAUAAACUUUGUGCAUCCCUCAGUACUUCUGGGCUCAAGAGGACAUGCAGGCUUCUGGGUCAUUCUUUCAGCAGACAGGCUGGCUCAGGUUGGCUUUGUUAGAAGCAGAGCCUGCGGUGGGGAUUCCUGUGCAAGUGGUUUGUUGAGGAAACACCCUCAGGGGAAAGUGAGGGAAGAAGGAUGGGGCAGGAAGGAGCUGGGCCAUGAUGUGGUGUCAAGUGGAAUCCAGUCUCAGUGGACCCCACGGGGAGCUCUGGAGCAUCAGUUGUACAAUUUGCCCCCAGCAUCAGUUAUAGGUGUGUCGGCCCGGGGCGGGGAGGGGUGAGUAACUUCCCAGACAUGGAUCUCCAAGGCAAGAUGGCUCCCAGGGGCCAAGGGAAUCUUCCGGGGAGCUGUGAGCAGUGGACAUCACAGCUGGGGGUGAGUGCACCUGCCUAUGAAGGGGAUUUGGGUGGGCCACCAAUAGCAUCUUCUAGACAGUGUUGAGGGCUUACUGAGGAGGGGUGAAGAGCGGGGACUCUGGACCCAGACUGCCUAACUUUGAACUCUGAUUCUCCCCGUGGGUAAGCCACUGACGUCUCUGUGCCUUAGUUCCCUCUCUAGAGGUGCCUGUCUCCUAGAGCUGUUGUGAGAACCAAAUGACUUAACGUUUAUAAAGUGCUUUAUAAGA